CGAUCGUCGCCUACUGUUUUCCAUUAUGGGAGAGGAGGUAUUGUUGGGUGACGACGAUUGUCUCCGUACUAAAAUGCGGCUUCGGGCCAUGAUGGAAAAGACCAAAAUGUAAGCGAAGAGUGGACGCGAAGAUACUGGUGACCUGUUGCUGCCUUCUCUUGCAGGUGUCCAUGGCUGAAAACAGAGUGCUUCCGUGGGGCACAAUGCAACUUCGCGCAUUUUGAAUCGGAGCUUCGGCCUCGCCCAGAAAUCCCCGUGAAUGACGUACAAAGGAAAGAUGCGGUGACUCACGAAACCUUUCCAAUGUGCAGGAGAGCUAUUUUGACAGCUAUGUCAAGGCCAACAAGCUGCGAAGGAGGGCCCUCAAGAGAGAAGGAAUGGAAAGAGCAGGUGGACCGAACAUGUCCCAACAAUUCCUUUUCUAUGUCCAACUCCAUGUUUGUUCUGUGACCACGCAAAAGCCUCAUGGAGUGCUGGCAGCACGAGCUCCUCUCCCAAACUCGGAGAGGGACUGCCGGGCCCCAUUUGUGGCACAGGAGAGGCAAGAUGUUUUCUCUUCUCUCACUUGCAGCAUCGCGGCAGGGUUCACAAGUUCAUUUCGGAUAUGGUAAUGAAGGAGCUCAAAGGAGCAGCUCCCGAUGCCUAUGAAGAGUGAGCGAAUUCUGAGCGCACGCCCUUCCUUUGGAAAGACAAGCGCAGUGAGUGAGGAAGCCUCUCUGCCCCAUCCGUUCAUUAAGCGCAUUAAGCGUCUUAGUUGAGCUUUCGUUCCUGCGAAGGCGACUGGGGGAGAUCCGUGUCCGUGUGUGUGUCCGGCUGCGCAGCUCUGGACCGACCUCCUCUGCUCUCUGUCUGCUAGGAUACCUUUCCUACUCUGUGAGGGUCGUGCCUCUGUGAGGGUCGUGCCUUGUGGGCGUCUGCGAGUGUACUGGCUGGCCGGCUGAGUGUGUGCGAAUACGUACAUUCUGUAAGGCCAUGGUCUAAUGUGCGCGCUGGAGUUUCCUCAGGGCCGUGUGCAUGCCCCGUCGCAUGCCCUAGGCGGCUAGCGAAGGCCUAGUCUCAUGUUUGUCCAUUCGCUUGGGUUUCAGGUCAACUGCUCCCGCAACACGCU
This is a messenger RNA of Vitrella brassicaformis, 1108 nucleotides long. The record is from the annotation of a GenBank genome assembly. Lineage: Eukaryota; Vitrellaceae.